Juglans regia (Persian walnut) is the source of this 1529-nucleotide messenger RNA. RefSeq names its product lactosylceramide 4-alpha-galactosyltransferase-like. The coding region runs from base 100 to 1491 and encodes 463 amino acids. NCBI's taxonomy places the organism in Eukaryota, Viridiplantae, Streptophyta, Magnoliopsida, Fagales, Juglandaceae. The transcript has a single exon. The record is from RefSeq and is a predicted model, not a curated record.
CGCAGUUACUCUUCUCAGUUUCCCACCACGCCAAAACUAAAGGGAACCGCACUCAAACUUCCUUUGACAAAGCCCACUUUUGAUCAAUCAAGCACGACAAUGUACGAAUGCCCCGCCACCAAACCCUCUGAGCCUUUCCUUCUCUGUCUUCUUCACCAUUUACAGGACCUCAAGAGAUCCAUCCUUGCUCUUCUCUUUUGCUUGCCCACCUCGCUUUUCGCUCUCCUUCUUCUUCUCCUCUUGCUCUACAAUGGCUUCUCUGUCUUCUACCUUCAUCUCCCUUUUCCUGCCAAGUCCCCAUCCGUACCCGCCAAUUUCUCUCCUGUAAUUACCGCUGGCGAGCCCAUGAGAAAAUGGUCUUCUUUUUCGACUGCUUCCUCGUCCUCUUCUUCAAAGCUGGCUUCUUCAGUAAUGUAUGCUACCAAAGAAGAAAACUCACCCGUGAUUUUGAAGACUCAGUUGCCCCUUUUUCUCAAAUCACGCUUUUCAAUCCUACCCCUCACCAAUUCUACGGUUUCCAGGCCGAGACGGGCCCGGAAGCACAAGCGCAAGCUCAAGAGUGUGCCCUUCGAAGCUUGGUCCAGUCCUUUUCCAGUAAGAAUCGCUGAGUUCUUCGCUGGAAAUUCUACCACUUCCUGUAAGUUUCGGUUCUUUAUGACUAGGAUUUCGUUGAAGUCAUUUGGUGAUAGAGAAGUGUUAGCCAUGGAGAGCUUGUUUAACUCUCACCCAAACGCUUGUUUGGUCAUAGUCUCAAACUCAAUGAAAUCAAGAAGAGGAAAUCGAAUUCUUAGACCAUUUUUAGAUAAUGGGUUUCGGGUAAUGGCUAUUGAUCCGGAUUACGACUAUAUAUUCAAGGAUACUCAUGCGGAAGCGUGGUUUGAUAGGUUAAGGAAAGGGAGUGUGGAUCCUGGCGAAGUUUCUUUGGGUCAGAAUCUCUCCAAUUUGCUCAGGCUUGCUUUGUUGUAUAAGUUUGGAGGCAUUUAUAUAGACACAGAUGUUAUAGUGUUAAAGAGCUUCUCGAAGUUGAGAAAUGUAAUCGGUGCUCAGACAGUUGAUCUUGCAACUGGGAAUUGGAGCCGAUUGAACAAUGCUGUGCUGAUAUUCGACAAGAAUCAUCCACUACUUUACAAAUUCAUUGAAGAAUUUGCGCUAACCUUCGACGGGAACAAAUGGGGGCACAAUGGCCCUUACUUAGUCUCGAGGGUUGUUUCCAGGCUGGGUGGAAGGCCUGGAUUUAAUUUCACGGUGUUGCCACCAUUGGCAUUUUAUCCGGUUGAUUGGAGUAAGAUUCGAAGUCUAUUUCGGGGGCCGGGAGACGAGCUGCAUUCGAAAUGGUUGCAUAAAAAGUUGAGGCAGAUUCAGUCCAGAAGUUUGGCUGUUCACUUGUGGAAUAGGCAGAGCAGGAAGCUAGAGGUUGAAAAGGGAAGCAUCAUCAGUCACAUAGAGUCCGAUUGUUGUAUCUUCUGCAAUUCUGCACUUUCCAGUUUGUAAUCACAGAAUAACUAUGGCAAUUGCAACAAAUUGUCUUA